This is a messenger RNA of Agrilus planipennis (emerald ash borer), 2485 nucleotides long. It is a transcript of the gene Sec15, whose product is annotated as exocyst complex component 6. The record is from RefSeq and is a predicted model, not a curated record. Gene Ontology annotation, cellular component: membrane; exocyst. Gene Ontology annotation, biological process: intracellular protein transport; Golgi to plasma membrane transport; exocytosis. NCBI's taxonomy places the organism in Eukaryota, Metazoa, Arthropoda, Insecta, Coleoptera, Buprestidae. Bases 49 to 2406 code for a protein of 785 amino acids. The transcript is spliced from 16 exons.
AUUUAUGUGUGAUUACUUAACCUCAAAUUUUGACGUUUAAACGUCAAAAUGUUGAACAAAAACGAAAAAUCUGAAAAUUUGCAACAAUCUUCGAGAAUGCAACAUGAUCUAUACAUCCAAGAGAUCGAGGGCAUCGACGACUACUGGGGCCCAACAUUCAGAGUGGUUUAUGAUAAUGAAGAGUAUGUGGAAUUUAAAGAGAAAUUAGAAGAAAGAAUCAAACAUCACGACAGGGAUAUAGAGAGGCUUUGCAAUAUUUACUAUCAAGGUUUCAUUGACUCUAUUAGAGAAUUACUUGAAGUACGCUCACAAGCCAAGAAACUCAAUAAUGAAGUUGUUGCUGUUGAUAAGCAGCUGAAAACUGCUGCUGAGAACAUUACAAAGUCUGGAUCUGAACUCCUGAAUGCCAGGAAGGUUGAAAACAAUAUAGCAACAGUAAUAUCACAGUUAAAUUUAUGUCUACCUGUACUAGCAACUUACUCAAAACUUAAGAAGCAAAUCAGUGAGAAAAGGUACUAUCCUGCAUUGAAAACGUUGGAAGAAUUAGAACAUACACAUCUUCCACAUGUUGCCAAUUACAGGUUUUCUGCUCAACUUAAAGAAAACAUUCCAAAAAUUAGAGAAAAUAUUGAGAAGGCAUCUAUGUCUGAUUUAAAAGAUUUUUUGGAAAAUAUACGACGAUAUUCACCUAGAAUAGGGGAAGUUGCAAUGAGACACACAGAUGAACAAUUAGCAAAUGAUCCUACACUUUUCGGAAGGAAAAAGAAACGUCCUGCACCUCAGCCCCCAGGAAGUGGAUUGUCUUCAGAAGAAGAUCUCAGUGCACAAGAAAUGAUAGACUUUUCCCCUAUCUAUAGAUGCCUUCAUAUCUCGGCAGUCUUAGGAUCGAGAUCUACUUUUGAGACAUAUUACAGGGCUGAAAGGACUAAACAAGCCAGACUAGUCCUUCAACCCCCGACAAAUAUGCAUGAAUCAUUAGAAAGUUACCGAUUUUACAUCCACGCAGUAUUGGGCUUUUUCAUAUUGGAAGAUCAUGUAUUGAACACCGGAAAUGGGCUCAUUACAAGGGCUUUCCUGGACGAAAUGUGGACCAUGGCACUUUCCAAGAUCGUUUCUGCCCUUCAAACUCACUCUGCUUAUUGCACUGAUGCAACUUUAAUCCUUAACAUAAAAGAUCUUAUCAUGUUAUUUUCCACUACUCUGAGGAAUUACGGAUACACGGUGAAACCCCUGUGGGAGUUAGUGAGGGAGUUACGCGAUCACUACACUGAAGUCCUUAUGCAACGAUGGGUUCAGGUGUUCAGGGAAAUUUUGUCAAAGGAAUCGUUCCAGCCUAUUAAGGUCGAAAAUCAAGAACAGUACGACACAGUUUUGCUUUCAUUCCCUUGGGAUGCUGAUCUACCUGACGACAUUACAUUUCCCUAUAAUUUCCCAUUUUCUAGCAUGGUACCUAAAGUCUAUCAACAGGUGAAAGAGUUCAUUUAUGCCUGCCUUAAAUUUUCAGAGGACUUAAACCUGAGUCAAGUGGAAGUAGACGAAAUGAUAAGAAAAUCUAUGAACUUACUCCUAACCAGAAGCUUCAGCGGUUGUCUUUCUUCCACUUUCCGCAGUCCCCACGUAAAUCUUCAGGAAAUUAUUCAGAUAAUUAUAGAUACCGGUUAUCUAGAAGAGGCAACGGUUUAUCUAGAUCAAUUUAUUUCCAACAUAACGGGGGAAGAGACACAAGGCGUGACCACUGGAAUAGUACAGGGACAGCCAGCUAUGUUUAGAGUAGCCCGAGAGGAUGCUGUUAAACAAAUUUGCGAAAAAUUACGACAAAAACUAAAUGAAUUCUUGGAACUAGAGAGUUACGACUGGCUCCUUGUGGAGCCUCAAGGGCACGCGUCCAGUUUCAUCUCUGACAUGAUCGCUUUUCUGCAAACGACGUUUCACAGCUUCACCAAUCUUCCAGCUGAAGUAGCUCAACUGGCUUGCAAGUCCGCCUGCGAACACAUAGCUAAUUCUAUGCUGGAAGUGCUCCUAAACGACGAAAUCAAGCAGAUGUCGAUGGGGGCCUUAAACCAGAUCAAUCUCGACCUUUUGCAGUGUGAACUAUUCGCUGCUUCUGAACCUGUAAAAGGAUUGCCGCAGGACGUGCUACUUGCUUAUUUUACUAAAUUGAGGGAGCUGUUAGACCUGGUCACGUCGUGGGACUGGCCUACGUACUUCCACGACUAUGGAAAGGAAACAAACAAAUACAAACAAGUCAGUCCAGACGUUGCUAUAAUUAUUUUGGAAAAACUGAGAGAGGGUGACAAGAAAACGAUGUUUGCAGUUUUGAAAAAGAGCGAAAGAGACAAGAAGAAACUGCUUGAAACUGUAUUAAAACAACUGAGACAAUUAUCGCAAAUUCCCGGAAAGAAUUAAAUGUAUUUGAAUCAACUAUAUAUGUGUCUAUUUGUAGUUAAUUUUAAAUUAAUAAAAUGUCUAACCUUAUGUAUUAAUA